AUGACUACAAACGUGAGUUCUUCGAUCUCCUCACCGAUUGAACAAUUGCCAAUUGGUUCUUUCAGCUCGACGCAGGAAGUUCCGUCCAUAGUUGAGCAGUCGAUUUCCACCUGUUUUGUGAAGAAGAAAGGGAACUGCGAUGUUGGAUUCAAAGAAGGAAAAAAGCUUGGUAGAUUCGUUGCAGUAAAUGAAGGAAUAUCUGAAUGUGCAUUCGACGGUUUCAUCGUGGGAGCACUGGUUGGACUUUUUGAUGGUGAUAAUGAAGUGGGAAUUUCUGUUGGUCCACCGGUUGGAUCCGACGAUGGCGCACUCGAAUGGACAGCUGUUGGAUGUAAUGUCGGAAGCUGUGACGGUGACAUCGAUGGCCUUGAAGUGGGCAGAUGUGUUGGUCCACCUGUUGGAUCCGACGAUGGCGCACUCGAAUGGACAGCUGUUGGAUGUAAUGUCGGAAGCUGUGACGGUAACAUCGAUGGCCUUGAAGUGGGCAGAUGCGUUGGUCCAUCUGUUGGAUCCGACGAUGGCGCACUCGAAUGGACAGCUGUUGGAUGUAAUGUCGGAAGCUGUGACGGUGACAUCGAUGGCCUUGAAGUGGGCAGAUGUGUUGGUCCAUCUGUUGGAUCCGACGAUGGCGCACUCGAAUGGACAGCUGUUGGAUGUAAUGUCGGAAGCUGUGACGGUGACAUCGAUGGCCUUGAAGUGGGCAGAUGUGUUGGUCCACCUGUUGGAUCCGACGAUGGCGCACUCGAAUGGACAGCUGUUGGAUGUAAUGUCGGAAGCUGUGACGGUAACAUCGAUGGCCUUGAAGUGGGCAGAUGCGUUGGUCCAUCUGUUGGAUCCGACGAUGGCGCACUCGAAUGGACAGCUGUUGGAUGUAAUGUCGGAAGCUGUGACGGUGACAUCGAUGGCCUUGAAGUGGGCAGAUGUGUUGGUCCAUCUGUUGGAUCCGACGAUGGCGCACUCGAAUGGAUAGCUGUUGGAUGUAAUGUCGGAAGCUGUGUCGGUGACAUCGAUGGCCUUGAAGUGGGCAGAUGUGUUGGUCCACCUGUUGGAUCCGACGAUGGCGCACUGGAAUGGACAGCUGUUGGAUGCAAUGUCGGAAGCUGUGACGGUGACAUCGAUGGCCUUGAAGUGGGCAGAUGUGUUGGUCCAUCUGUUGGAUCCGACGAUGGCGAACUUGACUGGACGGAAGUAGGGUCUGGUGUCGGAAGCUGUGACGGUGACAUCGAAGGUCUGGAAGUGGGCAGAUCUGUAAAAGCGAAAUCUGGAUUAAAAGAUAGCGCACUCGAAUAG
Messenger RNA from Cylindrotheca closterium, 1290 nucleotides. The record is from the annotation of a GenBank genome assembly. NCBI's taxonomy places the organism in Eukaryota, Bacillariophyta, Bacillariophyceae, Bacillariales, Bacillariaceae.